Messenger RNA from Synchiropus splendidus (mandarinfish), 5807 nucleotides. RefSeq names its product acetylcholinesterase (gene ache). Gene Ontology annotation, cellular component: plasma membrane. NCBI's taxonomy places the organism in Eukaryota, Metazoa, Chordata, Actinopteri, Syngnathiformes, Callionymidae. Bases 284 to 2161 code for a protein of 625 amino acids. The transcript has 9 exons. Gene Ontology annotation, biological process: acetylcholine catabolic process; choline metabolic process. Gene Ontology annotation, molecular function: acetylcholinesterase activity. The record is from RefSeq and is a predicted model, not a curated record.
GCAGACUCCCCCUAUCGUCACUGCUGCACGGCCCGGCUGUGUGAGUGUGCAGUCGAGGGGGAGGCUUCACCCACACACCGUCUUUGACAGCCGGCUGGAAGAGCCUCUGCUCCGGGGAGACGUUUUCAUUCGGCGACACUCGUGUUUGCUGCUCCCCGCCUUUGCAGCGGUACAAAUCUGGCCGCACAAGUGUUCGGGCUGCUUCGCUGAAUCCAGAUCCAAGGGAAAAGAAAGACUGGACUGGAAGACUUCUUCAGCCACGGCCACUGUGCUAAUCUAAGCCAUGCAGUCCCCUGUUCUUCUUGUCCUCUCGCCCAUCCUUUUGUAUUCCUUCCUCAUCCCCACCUGCUCAUCUCAGAGCGAGGCUGAUCUCACUGUGCAUACAUUGUCCGGCAGUGUCCGUGGGACCCGCCUGCCUUUGCUAGACAAGAGCUAUGUCACUGCAUUUUUGGGUAUUCCCUUCGCGGAACCACCAUUAGGCAAGAGGCGUUUCCGUCCAGCAGAGCCCAAGCGAUCCUGGUCAGGUGUGUACGAGGCGACCAGCUAUCCCAACGCGUGCUUCCAGUAUGUGGAUACAACAUUCCCUGGCUUUCAGGGCAGCGAGAUGUGGAACCCUAACAGAGAGAUGAGUGAAGAUUGCUUGUACCUCAACAUCUGGGUGCCUUCCUCAUCCAGGCCGCACAACCUCACUGUCAUGGUGUGGAUCUAUGGGGGAGGGUUCUACAGUGGUUCUUCGUCAUUGGAUGUCUAUGAUGGUCGUUACCUUGCUUACACUGAGACAGUCAUUGUGGUGUCAAUGAACUAUCGGGUGGGUGCCUUCGGGUUUCUGGCCCUGCAUGGCUCCUCUGAAGCGCCUGGCAAUGUCGGCCUGCUUGACCAGAGGAUGGCCCUGCAAUGGGUCCAGGAUAAUAUACACUUCUUUGGUGGAAAUCCCAAACAGGUCACAAUCUUCGGUGAAAGUGCCGGUGGUGCGUCAGUUGGGUACCACCUUUUAAUGCCAGGGAGUCGGACACUUUUUACCAGGGCCAUCCUCCAGAGUGGAGUCCCCAACAGCCCCUGGGCCUCAGUCAGUCCUGCAGAAGCCCGUAAAAGAGCUACACUGUUGGGAAAGUUGGUUGGCUGCAAUGGUGGAAACGAUACGGAGCUCGUAGACUGUCUUCGUGUUAAGACUCCACAGGAGCUCAUCGAUCAGGAGUGGCAGGUUCUCCCAUGGUCUUCAAUUUUUCGCUUCUCCUUUGUUCCUGUCGUGGAUGGUGAGGUUCUUCCUGACUCCCCUGAGGCCAUGCUCAAUUCAGGCAACUUUAAAGAUACCCAGAUUCUCCUUGGUGUGAACCAAGAUGAAGGCACUUACUUCCUGCUUUAUGGAGCACCUGGCUUCAGCAGGGACAACGACAGCCUGAUCUCCAGAGAGGACUUCCUGGAAGGUAUUAAACUGGCUGUGCCACAUGCCAACGACAUUGGUAUGGAGGCUGUUGUGCUGCAGUACACAGACUGGAUGGAUGAGAACAACGGGGCCAAGAACCGCGACGCUUUGGACGACAUUGUUGGAGACCACAACGUCAACUGCCCUCUGUCCCACUUUGCCCGCUCUUAUGCUCUACACUUCGCCCUCAAGGCCAAUAUGGGAAGCAGCCAUGGGCUGAUGAACAUGGGCGGGAACACAGCAGGUGGCGUCUACCUCUACCUGUUCGAUCACCGGGCGUCUAACUUGCUCUGGCCGGAGUGGAUGGGAGUGAUCCAUGGCUAUGAGAUUGAGUUUGUAUUUGGCCUGCCACUCGAGAAGAAGCUUAACUACACCCUGGAUGAAGAGAAACUGAGCCGACGCAUGAUGAGAUACUGGGCCAAUUUUGCAAGAACUGGUAAUCCUAACGGGAACCACGAGUCCCUGUCAGAUAGCAGGAGGCGCUGGCCAGCCUUCACCAUCAGUGAGCAGAAGCAUGUCGGACUCAAUAUUGAUCCCUUGAAGGUCCAUCGAGGUCUCAGGAUUCAGAUGUGUGCUUUCUGGAACCGCUUCCUCCCGCGUCUGCUCAACAUUACUGACAACAUCGAUGAAGCAGAGCGCCAGUGGAAGGUGGAGUUCCACCGCUGGUCCUCCUACAUGAUGCACUGGAAGAGCCAGUUCGAUCACUACAGCAAGCAGGAGCGCUGUUCUGACCUCUGAGGGCCCGGAUGCCAGCGAGUGACAGGGGAGGAAGGGGGAGGCAGUGAGAGAGCAGACAUUUCCUCCACAGCCUUUCAUCCUGUUUUUAUUUAAGCCAUGACUCCACCGAUUUCUCUUAUUUAUACUAUUUAUAUUAUUUAUAACUGUGUUUGGUUCCUCUGUGCACCCUCAGGGCUGUGGAGGAAAUCUGUCAUCUACGAGGAGGAAUACGGAAAAAGAUUGGUCAUUACCUCGAGUGUGUGUGCAUGUGCGUGUGUGUGUCUGUGUGCGUGUGCUACCUCACCACUCCCAUACUACAGGUUUUAUUUAUUCCGAUUUCCUUCGACAUAUCAGGGUAUUUUUUUUCAGCACUGUAUCGUGUUUCUGUCUGGACAACUAUUCCUGCUAUCAAUCACACAGUACCUCAAAUUGUUUUUUUUUAUGUGUCACUACCUGGUUAAGCAGUAUAUCUGUGUGACAUGUGUAGUAUAUGUCAGUAUAUCUGUGUAGGGAUUUGCCAAGAAUAAAGGCACUGGUUGUUGGUUUUGGAAUAUUAUCGAGCUUGUUCUGCAUUUCCAGGGUUCUGUUCAAAUUUUAGAGGGAAUUCUCUUCGUUGAUAACAAGUUAAAGGAAUGUAUGAAUAUUGGGUCAUUUUAUGAGUUUCAAAACAGAGCGACGGUUCCCAGUCUUUGAAUAGUAGGCCACAUUUGAUGCUCUCCUGCAGCCACUCUCUUGUGGAUGACUAGUUCCUGUUUUGAUGUGUUUUUGUGUUAACUGUUUUUAUUUCUACAUCUGUUCUGUUUGACAGUUUUUUUCCUGCUUUGAUCUAUUCUUUGGUGCCUUUUUUAAUGUCUUCAUGACCUCACACUAAUGCUGAUGCCCAAAGUUCUUCACCAAGAAUAAGUAGUUGUGAUCUCGGUCGCUAAUCAAGUGUCUACUUCUGAAAAUCAAAGGAAAAAUUUUCAUCCAAACUCCAGCUAGUUCUAUCAGGUUCAGCGUUCCUUUUUCUCAUUUCUCAUUUAACUCGACCCAUCGGUCUGACUGGGAAAGUCAAGCCCUCUGGACUCUUCUACCUGUUACUACACAUCCAGAAAAUAAGCUUGAUGCCGGUUCUCCUGGUCUCCUUUAUACUUGUUUUUGUUUUUACAUGCUUGUGCGCACACAUGCUGGCACACAUUCAGUCCAUUGUUUUAAGCGCCGUUGCUUGUGUUCCUCCUCUCAAUUAUUUAUCCACUCCUUUUCUCUGUCCUUGUUUGUCAGUCCUCUGUCCUUCACCUCUCGCAUCUUUUCCACUCCCUCCAUCCCACACCCUGUAGUCCUUCCAGUCCUUGGCUCUUGUUUACGCCUCCUCGUCUUCCUCCUCUGUAAUCUUCCUCCCCUCUCCGGUUGUCAACUUCAUCUGCAAUCAGCAUCGACAUACCCUCCUGUCCUCCGUACUCCAUUGUGCCCCACCCCCGUCUUUCUCCAUGCUGACCUGACAGACCUAUAUCUUUCCUACUUCUAAGUUUUCUUCCCUUGCUCAUUGACCAACUUUCUCACCCCCCACAGCCCUUUGCCGUGGCUGCCCCUGCCGCCUCUCCAUCUCUGUCCUCUCCCUCCCAUCGCUCUUCGUCCUCCUGCAUUCUCGUUAGUCUAAUGGAGGCAGAGUAAUUCACUCAGCAGCAGGGUAAUGUGACAGAGCGCUGGCUCAGCCUCUGGCCUGCCAGCCAACAGGGUGGAUGGAUGGAUGGAUGGAUGGAUGCUCAGGCAGAGGGAGGUUUGACGGAGUGGGAUAAAUGGAGAGAAGUAACCCUUGCAUUGCACUCCUGCAUGAUUGUAUGUAGAGAAAUUCAGUUUACAAGAUUCGCUCUGAUAUCCACUGGUGAAUGGUGAAACAAGAAUUGUGGAGCCUUUUUUUGAAACUGAAGUUCAACGUUAGUAUUUUUAUGCAUCUAUUUGUGACUGUAGCUGUCACAGUCCUCACAAAAUAACUGGUUACACUUUUCUUGGAGGGUAGUUUCCCGUGUGCACAGCUGAAAACACACCAGAUCAAUACUGACUGUCAAAGCAGCAGCAACGGUGUCAGCAUAGAUUUUAUCUUUUCACUGUGAGUUCUAACAAGGCGGUAAUUCUUCUCUUUGAACAAUAGGUGGUGGUCACGUGCCACAAACUCUUGGGAAACGUUUGCGGUAGGCCACCCGUAGAUUCAGGCUUUGGCUUGAGCUGGAUCUGUUUUGCCAUUGCAUGUGUGCCCUUACACAGUCAGAAACUGUCCGAGCGAAUGACAUGUGACUUCCAUCCCGAUCUAGUAAUCGUUCUCACAAGUGUCAGGAGACUAGGUCCUGUGUUGACCCUGUGAACUGAUCCCCUCUCUCUCAGCGUAGACAGUCCGAGCACUUCGAACUUGAGGUUUUUAGAUUGAGCAGUGCUUCUACCUGGUGAUGACAACUGAGUCCACCAAGGGUCGUGACCCCCAGCACUCGUGAGAUUGAGAAGGGGCAGGAACCUCAGUAGGAGGGUCCCUGUGUCUCUACCUUUUGUUCACAUGAUCCCUGAGCUCGACAAGCAGCUUCUAUCAUCAUGUGGCGUCCGUGCACUGUAUUGCAUCGUCAUCCUGGCUUCUCUCUUUCUGGCUGCUGUAGAUGAAGAAACCAUUGCCUCUCAUUCGCUCUGAAACUCAAAGCAGUGAUGAUGACCUCAUUAUCUUUGUACCUCCGACAUAACAGUGUGCGAUAUAACCAACAAAAAUAGAGUCGACUGACAAUUUGACAGCGGUGGUCUGGAGUGAGUCCUGGCAGUCUUUUGAAAGUUGAAUGCUAAUGCUCAGUUUACCUCACAGGGGCAGAGCCAGAAGGCUUUUUCUUCUAGGUCACCUCUGGCGUCCAUUAGAGACUCAUUGUAGCUGCUUCUCUCAUGACAUGAAGCCUGAUAAAUUGGAACCCCAACCAUCAAAGAUUCCUUCUCCCAGAGGUUUGCCAGGUGACUGGAAUGAGACCAACUGUGACUAGGGUUACCUUUCCGUACUGGCUGGGGAAUGUCACUGGGAUCUGGCUCAUUUGUUUUCAGAGAAAGUCAGUGUUAGCUUCGUGGUUUCCUUUGCAACCCAGCAUCAAAGUACAUGAUGAGUGAAUGGAUGGAUGGAUGGAUGAAGUGAGUGUGUGACUGACAACCUCUUCUUCAGCAGUAAACCUGAUGAAGCUCCUCCCUCUCCCUCCCCAUUGUCCAAUCGAAUCCUUGUGCAUGACCCAAAGUCCCGCCCCAGUAUCUCAAACUCAGACUGUUACUUUCUGUAAAAUUUGUACUUUUGAACAAAACUAUUAUCAAAGUCAGUAAUAUAUCUUUAAUGUUAGGUAUGUGUGAUGUUAGCAAUAACGUAAAUACAUCCGUAAAGGAAUAUAUUUGAUAUUUAAAUGCAGUGAGAAAAAAAAAUGCUAUGUGAUAACUCAACGAGAAUGGAUAGAGGUUGUGUUUUAAAAAGCAAUAUUCUAUAUAUAACCUAAAAAUGAGUGCCAUAAAACUGUUUUCCUUGUUCUCUAAUCUUUUAUGUCCAGUCGUCCGACUCAUGGUUUUCUGACCACUUGUACUGUGCGUGUUGAAGGCUUCUGUCGCUUACCAGUAUGUCUCUCUGUAUCAUGAAUGCUGACUUGGUUAAAGCUAAAGCAACAGAAAUAAAGACACCCUGCUGCUU